This is a messenger RNA of Cryptococcus deneoformans JEC21, 1225 nucleotides long. RefSeq lists its product as hypothetical. NCBI's taxonomy places the organism in Eukaryota, Fungi, Basidiomycota, Tremellomycetes, Tremellales, Cryptococcaceae. The record is from RefSeq and is a predicted model, not a curated record. Bases 72 to 1106 code for a protein of 344 amino acids. The transcript has 2 exons.
UCAGUUCUUAUGCUUCAAAACAACGUUUAAAAGGUGCUUUAUACGGCCACCCACUGGCCCUAAGCCUCAACAUGCUUCCGUAUUCUUCAGGAUACUCUACUUCUGCGUCGUCUUCGUCUUCUCCUCACUUCCAUGCUUCCCUUCCUUCACACCUGUCAACAGAGCUUGCCCUCCUUCAAACUUUUAUAAAACGGGCAUCAGCUCAACAUCGCUCACAGCUAUUUCUCCAACGGAUGGAAGGGGUAGUUAGGAUAGGAAAAGCUAUGAUGCUACAUGUCCGGAAAAUACCGGAAGAACGGAGGGGAGAAGCUUGCAUCGCAUGGAGAGGGAAAGGGGAGAAUUUGGUUAAAAAGAUGAUCAGAAUGCUCUUCAGUGCUCAGUACAUCACUUCACAGAUCAUCGAUCUAUACCACUUCCUGCCUCUGCAAACCACUGUCUUAUCUAUCUAUGCUAGGCUGUUCACUAUGACAGUUAGCUUAGCAAAUUCCCUUGAAAUGGAUGUGGAGGAGCUCUUAAUCUCUGCCGGGCGGAAGACCAAUGGAAAAAGGAAAACCGGGGCCGGAAAGAAUCAGAAGACCAAUGAAGUCGCUAUGGAUACACUGCUUGCUGAUGCUAUCCAGAAGAUGGGGGCGGACUUGGAGGUGGGUGAAGUGAUUGAGCGAUCCAACCAAUCCCUUGGCCCGGUAUCAAAGGCAAGUCCGGGAUCGAUAUCCGAGAGAUCCGCCUUUUCAUCCAAGUCUCCAAAACCCGGGAAACUUGUCGCUUCCGCUGUUGCUGUGUUGUCAUCUACAGUAGCCCCGGGAAACGGCUGCUUGGAAAAGGAAACAACAAUCGUCUCAAAACCCGUCGAACUUCCCCCUUCUCUACAGAUCGACCAGCUACUUGACACAUCUUCAAAUGAGAAAGAUAAGAAGAAGAAGCGGCGUGUUGAGACGGGUACCAACGCCUCAGAUGCCAUGACACCAGAAGAGCUCUCUACUGCGGGAGACAUUAUUCCCAAGAAGAAAAGUCGAGUCGUGAAACAUGAAAAAGGGAAAGGCGAUGAGAAGGCAAGGGCGAAAAAGAAAAAGAAGAAGGAUGCUAUGGACGAUAUAUUCGGUUUCUAAAGGAUAGAUGCUAAAGACGAAUAGUGCCCGAUUUUGCACUCCGUCUCUUUUUUAUGGCGUGGCGAAAGUCGUAACAUUGUCUGUAUCGUUAUCAUUGUCGGACAUAGAGGAUUAGCUAG